UAAAAAUUUUUACAAAAUGAUUAAGUGAUAAUAUUAAAAUAUUAGUAAUAAAACGAUACAAGAAACACGAUAAACGCUUCAUGAUGAUUUUGUAAAAUCGAAGAGUGUAUCGAUUUAAAAGUGUAUUGUGUUGUGUUUUCAAGUAAUAUUUUGUGACAAUAAUGAGUUCAGAAUUAAUUUUAGGUGUACGUUUAGAUCUUCAAACAUUAACUACAAUUAAAUUAAGUGAUAUUAAUUUUAAGACAAAAGUAGCAGAACUGAAAUAUGAAACAGCUGGAAGGGUUAACCUAUCAAAAGAAUUAUUUGAAUUGAUUUAUUGUGGAUGUGUUCUUGAAGAUGAUAUGACUUUAGAAUCUUAUGGUUUAAAAAAUGGUGCAAUGAUACAUGUUUUAAGAAAAAGGGAACCAGAACUACCAUCAUUUCCUAAAUAUAUAUCAGAGGAUGGUAUUUUACAACUUGUAUCUGCAUUUAAGUCCUUCAAAGAAAACCCUGGACUUCGAAGUGCUUUAAGUCGUAUAGGGAAAAAACCAGAAGUUAUGGAUAAUAUUAUUUCAUCUUCUCCUGGAUUACAUGAAGAUACUGUAGCAAUUGCUAUUUUACAAGACCCUGAUUUAAUGUCAUAUUUUACAGAUGUAGAUACUGUUCGAAGAUUUGCAGAAGCACAUCCUGUUUUAGUAGAAGCUGCCCAAAAUAUAGCUGCAGCUGUUCAUGCUGAAGCACAUAACAACAUAACUUUUGGCAUCAAUUCUUCAUUGUCUAAUUCAGAAUCUGCUGCUUUUUCUUAUAGUUUAGAUAAUUUAAGUGGUGAUGAAGAAAUGGCAGGGGAUUCUUCUCAGUCUUCAGAUUCUACACAACCGUCAAAUUUAUCUUCUAAUCCAACAAAUUCUACUGUUACUGUUGCGCAACUUGCAGCAGCAGUUUCUAGAGCAAGAGCUGGAAGUUUUCCCCUUUCUGAUUCUUCUUCUUCUACUUCAGCUAGUAGCGCGAAUUCUCGAAUAAUAACAGCAGAAAUGUUUACACAAGCUAUGCAACAAGUUCAUUCACCAUUAGUUUUACCGAGACCGUCAAAUUUACGACGAAUGUUAGCGCAAAUGCAUGAAUUAGGAUUGCAAAAUGAUAGAGUGAAUCGUCGAGCAUUACGUCUCACAAAUCAUGAUUUAAGAGCAGCAAUUGAACUUGUGCUUAGUGGUUUAAUCAAUAAUUAAGUUCAUUAAAUUAGAAUUUACAGUACACUUAUUUGAAUACUAUAUACAAAAAUUGUAUAUUUCUUAUUUUUAUGCAUUAAAUUAAAAGUACUUUAUAAAAUUU
Apis laboriosa (Himalayan honeybee) is the source of this 1308-nucleotide messenger RNA. RefSeq names its product ubiquitin-like protein 7. Gene Ontology annotation, molecular function: polyubiquitin modification-dependent protein binding. The record is from RefSeq and is a predicted model, not a curated record. The transcript has 4 exons. Bases 162 to 1205 code for a protein of 347 amino acids. Gene Ontology annotation, cellular component: cytosol. Gene Ontology annotation, biological process: ubiquitin-dependent protein catabolic process. Lineage: Eukaryota; Metazoa; Arthropoda; Insecta; Hymenoptera; Apidae.